Molecule: messenger RNA, 2479 nt
Organism: Sinocyclocheilus grahami
Lineage: Eukaryota; Metazoa; Chordata; Actinopteri; Cypriniformes; Cyprinidae
Gene: ip6k2b
Product: inositol hexakisphosphate kinase 2b
Exons: 5
Coding region: 283-1578 (431 amino acids)
Biological process (GO): phosphatidylinositol phosphate biosynthetic process; inositol phosphate biosynthetic process
Cellular component (GO): nucleus; cytoplasm
Molecular function (GO): inositol hexakisphosphate kinase activity
Source: RefSeq, a predicted model, not a curated record
GUUACAGCAGAGACCGAGACAGAUACAGUCUCACAGUCUGUCCACAGUGUUAAAUAACCCUGCUACGCUUAGAAAAAAAACAUUAUAACAUAACACCUUCUGGAUUACCAUUUCCAUAUUCCUUUAACAAGAAGAUACAGGAAUAUUUUUCCUUUUCUUUGGUUUUCUCAGCCUUUUGUGCCUGAACUGCCACCAAGGAAACAGGAACAACAGAGGAGGAGAAGACAGACAGACAAAUAGAAAGCUAUAGAUCAGCCUGAGAGAGACGGAUGUGUACUGAAGAUGAGUCCGGCUUUAGAAGCGCUGAUAAAGGGGUGUAGAUACCCAGGGAAAGGAGAAAUGAAGGGAGGAGUGAUGUUGGAACCAUUUGUCCAUCAAGUCGGCGGCCACUCUUGUGUACUGCGGUUUGGGGAACAGACCAUCUGUAAACCACUAAUACCCAGAGAACACCAGUUUUACAAGAGCCUGCCACCCGAGAUCCGCAAAUUCACGCCACAGUACAAAGGUGUGGUGUCGGUGAGUUUUGAGGAAGAUGAGGAGGGGAAUCUGUGUUUGAUAGCAUACCCACUCCACAGUGAUCCAGCUGAUUUGGAAAACAAAGAGCCCUCUGCUGAUGGCGAGCCCAAGAAUAAGCUCGUUAAGUGGGGGAAAAAGAAACCAUCAGGCCUAUUACCAGAAAACGAGAGAGCCAGACAGAGUCGCAAAGAGGAGAAGGGCAAAAGUAAUCGGGAUGAUAAGGCAGAGGUUUUGUACUACAGUCUGGAGAAAGGAAACGUGGUUCCUCAGAUCAAACACAACCCUUGGAGUCUGCAGUGUCACCAGCAGCACCUACAGAGGAUGAAGGAGAACUCCAAACACAGAAACCAGCACAAAUUUAUUCUUCUGGAGAAUCUAACAUGGCGGUACCGGGUUCCAUGCGUUCUCGAUCUGAAGAUGGGAACACGUCAGCAUGGGGAUGAUGCCUCCGAGGAGAAGAAAGCAAACCAGAUUCGCAAAUGCCAACAAAGCACUUCCUCUUCUAUUGGAGUACGCCUCUGUGGCAUGCAGAUGUAUCACAGUGCUACAGGGCAGCUGAUAUUCAUGAACAAGUAUCACGGGCGUAAGCUGAGUCUGGCCGGGUUUAAAGAGGCUCUGUGCCAGUUCUUCAGUGACGGCCGAGUUCUGCGCAGAGAACUUCUGACCCCAGUGCUGCAAAGACUGAGAGAGAUGAGAGCGGUGCUGGAGGCUUGCGAGAGCUAUCGUUUCUUCUCCUCCUCUCUUCUCAUCAUCUACGACGGGGCUCCACCCCCUGCCCCAUCUAGAUCCCGGCCCUCUCGAGGAGGAGAGGAGGAAGAUGAGGAGGACGAUGAUGAAGAUGAGGAUGACGACGAUGAGGAGGGAGCCUACGGAGGGCGUCGCGAUCACUCCGGCAGCGCUUCACCAAUGGUGGACGUCCGAAUGAUCGAUUUCGCCCACACAACGUGUCGUGAUUAUGGAGAGGACGGCAUUGUUCAUGAAGGUGGAGACAGCGGCUACAUCUUCGGCCUGCAGAACCUCAUCAGCAUUCUGUCACAGCUUGAAGAGCACAGCAAUGACUAAAUGCUCGUGCAACAGCUUACUGUGCAUUUGCCAUGCCAAGGCUUACCGUGGGCAUCCUGACCAUGCCAUCAGGGUUUAAAGUUCACGCUUAGCUCGCCCUGCUAUGCUCUUUCAUAGCUCUAGCGGAGAGCAGUUAUGUAGGCGAGGGCCAAGGAAAAUCCUGAAUUCCCAGAAACCCUCCAGAGCUGAAGGGACUGAACUCUUUUGUAAUUUCUCACUGGGGUGAAGAAGUGUGGUCCUUCUCCAUGCCUGUUGUUUCUGCUCGCCCUGGAUCGCAGAUGGGCGGUAGUAGAUGAGAUUCUGUGACAUCUCAUCUGCUCGUGUAUCUUUAUUCGUUCUCUUCAUCUUUGAAUGAUAAGGGAAAUAAGCUGAUGCUUGCAUUAAAAGAGACGUUUAUAAAAAGACAUUUGCAAAAUAUGAUGUUCUACACACCUUUUAAAAAGAGGUGGGUUUGUAGCAACGGUAGCACAAUCAUAAAUUGAUAUGACAAGCAACUAAGCAACAUACAUGAAGGUGCUUUAGAAACACUAAACAGCACUCAAGGGAAGAGACUUUGCUCUUGUAGGGAAUGAUGGGUGUGUGGAAAAGGGAAUUUACAAAAUCCUUUUCACAUUCCUGAUCAUUAAAGACUUUUUCUCUUGGACAUUUUAAUAUAUUUCAGCGCCUUGGUUCCUCUUCAUUCCAUAGCCACGUGUUGAAGAUUAGCAUCCUCACUCCAGAGAUUUUAAAGAGAACCCUAUUUAUUUAUAAGAAUAUUUCUAUCAAAUGUGAAUGGAAAUGUGACAUUCCAUUCCUAGUUCUAUCAUAUGAUGUAAGUGAUAUAGGUAGAGAAAUGAUUUUUAUGUCAUGGUUUUUUUCUGUUUUUGAGAAUAUGAAACAAAAUAAAAAGAAAUGUUUUGUU